This is a messenger RNA of Truncatella angustata, 1914 nucleotides long. RefSeq lists its product as uncharacterized. The record is from RefSeq and is a predicted model, not a curated record. The transcript has 2 exons. Lineage: Eukaryota; Fungi; Ascomycota; Sordariomycetes; Amphisphaeriales; Sporocadaceae. The coding region runs from base 231 to 1751 and encodes 506 amino acids.
CCUUGCAGCAUGUUGAGAGAUCGAUGCAUGAAAGCUCAAAAGAUCCUAGUUGCCGAUAUAUGUGAGAGCCGAAAUCUUUCCCCUGGCUGAUUACCUUUCGAGUUACGGGUCUUGUGUCCGCUAUGGACAAUUAAAUAACAAUAUGCAGCUUUGUCCAUGCGAGGACCUCCAGAGCCCAACUGAGUGUCUCCAGAGACCAGCUGCUGUAUGUCUUAUCCCAUCAGCAAGUGAUGCCUGAGUUCGCAAAACAUAUCCUCACGUUCUGUGUACGGGAAAAGCCUCAUUUGCAGGCAUCCUUCAAGAUAGAGGAUGAGCUGACGGGGCAUUCACCACUGCUGAGAAUCGCAGAACUUGGUCGAUCCGGUGUGCGUAUGCAGCACUGUUUCAAUUUAAUCGGUGUAGAGUACAGUACGGAAAACAGAGAGUGGCCUUAUGUACUUCGACAGACCGCUGUAUACAACUCCUUUGAUCUCAUUGGCGGCCAAGCAUUUUUCCUUGUGCUGAAAGCAAAUGAAGUGAUCAGGGAACGAAUACGCAAAGCAUGCAGUAGUAUCAAACGCCAGGACCGCAUCAACAAUAUGGGCAUAGCAAGUGUUUCAUUUUCUCAGAAUCUUGAAAGCCAUUUGCUCAUUUUCAAGUGGUGUGUGGAGAAUUGGUGUUCAUAUCUUGAUUUCCUCCAAAAUGAGAUACGACGGGCUUCUGCACAUACAAGGCUCAGUCCGAUCGACAAAGUUGUUAGAGAUGUCGUUUCAAGAAAUACGCCGCCACCUCGUCGACUUACUGGCACUUCCCGGAAAAGUUCUGGACUAUCUUUCCUCUCUCGUGCGUCUCGGUCUACCAGUUUCAAGGGGGUUUUCGGGUCAUCAUCAAACCCUCGAAACGACCCUGAUAAGAUUCAAAGUUUGGGUUCUACCUUAGCUGAUGCUAGUGGCCAAAACCAGACAGCCUCAACGGCGGAAUAUCAAGACUUGUAUAAACUCUUCUCCUUCACAGAACUACAGGAGCUUCAUCAUACUUCUGGAAAAUUGGAAGAAGCACGCUUUGUCAUGAGUCAGGAUAGGAAUGUCAUGUCCGAUAUGAUGGCGCGUUUUGAAAAGCUCCAUCAAUCGAAAGUUUUCACCACACACUUGCCCGUGGAUGACAUUGGCUUCGACAAAUUCUUCCAGGGUAUCCAAGCAUGCGUUAGAGAAUUAGACGACCAGCAAGACCGCCUGAGACUUAUGAACGGAUCUCUGAACAAGACGAUGGACUUGUUCAAUGGAAUACUCCAAUAUGGAAAUAUGCGCACUGGGGAGUUCUUUGCAAAACAGGCCAAUGCAUCAACAGUGACCAUGGAGCAGCUUACCAUAAGCAUGCACAAUCUUGCGACGAAGACAAAGAAAGAUACGGUAUCCAUGCAUGUUAUCACAAUGAUAACUCUCUUUUUCCUUCCAGGGACAUUUGUCGCAGUAAGAUACGGCUUACCACUAUUAUAUCGCUCGCUGUCAUCAGCGCUGACUGAGAGUCAGACAUUCUUCAGCACGGGUAUUCUGAACUUCGACGGCGAUAAGCCAAUGAACAACCUAGGGGAUUGGAUUGUGCGGCCAGCCGCUUUGAAGUUGUUCUUAGCAAUAUGUCUGCCACUAAUGGGAAUUGUGUUGCUUGCAUGGGCUGCGGCGUAUUAUUGGGCUCGACGCGGAUCGAUGAUAUUUCCGUGGACCUCAACGGACGAUGGAGAGAUUGAAACCGAGAAGGACCUGCCAGCGGUAUGAGAGCGGAACUCAACCGGGGGUAAGAUGUCGGGCGUAGAAGGGGUCGUUAUAGUUUAACGCUUCAGUGAGGGUGGGAUGUGGCAGGUCCCACUAACAGGGCAUGGUAUAUUCUAGUUUGGUUUCAGUUGGCAGGUAUGUAAGUUAAGUGUAGGCACAAUACAUG